UAUUUUCUUCAAAUAUAUUUUGAGUCGUCAUUUCCGUGGGGAGUUUGUUUCCUGGGCAGGAUUGCCGAACACUCAUAACCAAUGAGACUACAACAUUUAAUGUGAACACUUAAAUAACAACUAGCUGCUAUUAAUACCAGUCAGUCUUAUCAAUACCCUACCUCCAUAUGGUGUUUGUAUAUUUCCACAAACCUACCCAUGACAAACCGUUUUACAGGGAUAAAAAUAUAUUCAUUGAAUAGCCAUUACUGGUUCCCUCGAAGCCGUUUGUUCCAGAGUUGCUUAUUAUUAACAAAGUUUUCAUUUUAUGUUUGCAGGAAACAGAAGGGAUGGAGAAACAAAUAGAUGUUUUGUCUGAUGAUGCUUGGAAGAAACAGAUUGAAUAUCUCCUCAGGGAUUUCAGUGUGCUGAAAAUAUUUAGUUACAAACUGGAACAAACAUGGCGUAUAUCUGUUCGUCCGCUACGCCAUAGUCUGGAGGUCAAGCCACUUUGGCUUACAACAAGCAAGGCCUUGGGCGGCUUCGGGCAACUCUCUGCCCCACACAAGGCUCAGUUGUCAGACCUACAUGAGGGAAUGAGACUAAGGAAGAAUAUGUUUCCUCUUCUAAGAUCGGUCAUGAUCAAAGAUAAAACGCUUCAAAUGUAUCACGAGGUUAAAAUGGCCCACUUGAGGAAUGCUUUGGGUAAAAAAGAAUACACAGAAUGGAAACACAAUUUUACGAUGGAUGGACAUGUCGAAAGUCCAGGAAUUGAGCAACAAAUGGAGAGGCUUCACUUUGAGUCAGGGAAGGAAGGAAGAGAAUCCGACAUUCAACCAGUACGGAAGGAAGGUAUCCAGACAACCGAAUUGGAAAUAGAGCCACAGGACACAGAUGGAAAAGAUCUUGAAAGCCGCUGGGGAGAAAUCGACAAGCUUAAUCACGAUCUGGACAACCUACUGAAGGACAGGGAUCAUAGAAAAGAAAAACUCCACAAAUUAUACACGGUGGAGUGGCAGGCAACAAUGGAGUACCUGACUCGACACACGACGGUCUUAUCUGUGUUAGACAUAGAGGUACCAGGUUUUGAUGUUCUGUCUGGUUCCAUAACGUCACAAUCUGACAACACGAGUGAUGGUCGAGGCCACAAUAAAGAACAGGAAUCUAAAGGACACACAAGAGUUCCCGUUCUGAUUCACCAGCUGAGGCAAUACCAACAGGGACGACUGACAGAAAACCACCUGGCUGCAAUUGCAUUGAAGAUAAUCAGGGAAAACGAGCAGAAACUCACGGAACUGAAAGCAAAGAACGAUAGUCUGGAAAAAGACUAUGGAAGCGCUGUACACAUUGUUGGACUGACAUGUCAACCUAGACUGGUUUCGUGUCCUAAACGUCACCUGGACGCGGCUCGGGCCAACACAGACGUGUGCCACGUAACUACAGACGGUGAGCUGGUCAACUCGUCGCGCUACACACGGGAUGAGGGGCGGAACAGACUACAGGAGUACGUGGGGACCUGUAGCUCCCCCAUCCCCCUUCCUCCACCCCCCUCCACACUCACCCUCCUCCCCACCACACCAACAUACUGGGAGACAAAGACCAGGGUGCGGGUGGUGAGGGGAGUGCCGUGGAAUGUCCUGGAGAUGGGGGUGUGCCAGGCAGGACAGGUGGACACAGGGUUGUGGGUUUCUCUACAGCGUCGCUCCUGGUGUGUCCGUGUAGAGAGAUAUGGCAGUCACGGGAGGAGUCUCUGUACCGCGGUGUAUCGGGAGGGGGAGCGGGGCGAGUGUCACCAGAACACCAUGUCCCGCACUCCCGGCACACAGGCCACCCUCCACUAUGGCGUGGUGCUGGAUGUGGGGAGGGGUAGAGUGGCCUUCAUUGAUUUGGACAGGGGGAUUGUUCUUGUCAAGUAUGAUGAGGUGUUCCGGGAACCUCUUGUCCCCAUGUUUAGUGCUGGGAUGGCGUUUGCUUGCUACACUGCGGCGAUGAGUCUGAUCAGCGGGGGGGACGUCGACAUGACAGACGCCAAGAGGGCCCUCGUCUACCAAGCGCUGAGAUAGGAAAUAAACUGCUUCUGUAAAGUUGUCCGUGUAACUGAGAUAUUUCUAUCAACUGUUCAAUGACAGGCGGGGAAAGUCAGUGAAGCGGACAUAGAAGUGUUCGGUGUGUGUUCUGUUUGUUUUGUACAAAAUACAACCAAGUUCUUCACAUGUCUGGUUUCACUACUUUCCUGGUUUCUCCUGGAUUUGGAAAUUAUUUUAAAUACUCACACGAAUAUUGUUGUGAUGGAAUUAUUGCUGUAGUUGCUGAAAUUAUGCCACAGCAACAAUUUUUUGAAAUGUGAUGUGAAACAGAAGAGAGUACAUGGGCAAAAUGUAAAAAUUGUUUCAAAACACGAUUUCUUCUGCUAAUAUUGAUUUAUUAUGAUAAAACAAUUGUUUUAAAUACUCACACGAAUAUUGUUAUAAUGAAAUAAUUGCUGUAGUUGCUGAAAUUAUGUCACAGCAACAAAUUUCUGAUAUGUCAUGUGAAACAGAAGUGAGUGCACAGACAAAAUGUAAAAAUUGUUUCAAAACACGAUUUCUUCUGCUAAUAUUGAAUUAUUAUGAUAACACAAUUGUUUUAAAUACUCACACGAAUAUUGUUAUAAUGGAAUUAUUGCUGUAGUUGCUCAAAUUAUGCCACAGCAACAACUUACUUAAAUGUGAUGUGAUACAAGUGAGAACUUGCAGUGACAAAAUGUAAAAAUUGUCGCCAAACACGAUUUCUUCUGCUUAUAUUGAUUUAUUAUGAUAAAACAAUUCUUUUAUAUACUCACACUAAUAUUGUUAUGAUGAAAUUAUUGCUGUAGUUGUUGAACUUAUGUCACAGCCUCAACUUUCUGAGUACAGAGACAAAAUGUAAAAAUUCUUCCAGAAGAUGAUUUCUUCUGCUUAUAUUGAUAUAAUACUACAAAACAAUUGUUUUAAAUCCAUACAUAAUAUUGUUAUUAUUAAAUUAUGGCUGUAUUGGCUGAAAUUAUGCUACAGUAACAUCUUCUGAUGAAAUGUGAUGUGAGGUAUGUCGCAAAGAAGCGAGUGUACAGACACAAUGUAAAAAUUGUUUCAAAACAAAACAGUUUCUGCUUAUAUUGAUUUUAUAUGCAAAAAUAAGGUUUUUAAAUUCACACAUAAAACUUGUUGUAAUGAAAUUAUUGCUGUAGUUGCUGAAAUUGGUACCUCGCCACUAUCUGGUCUGACACAGAAAUGAGUGUCCCGACGAAAUAUUAAAAUUGUUUCCAAACAAAAUUUCUUCUGCUUAUGUUGAUUUAAUACAGAAAAUAUUUGUUUAAACCCACACAUGAAUCUUGUAGUGAUGAAAUUAUUGCUGUAUUUGCUGAAACUAUUCCACAUGGUUAUUCGUUGCUUUUGCUGAAGCUUGUGCACACACAACAUAUAAACAUUCUCUCAGAACAAGAUGUUUGUGAAGGUGUGAUACUGUAAAAUAAAUAUGUUAAAUCCAAACAUGAAUAAGUUAUAUUAAUGACAUGGUUACUGCUGUCAUGGCUGAAACUAGGCACAUUUGUAAUUCUCUUGUAUUUGAUAUUCAUGACUCAACAAUGUCACCAUAAGUAAAAAACAAGAAAGAAAAAACAGCUUCUCUAUUCAUAUAAUGCCAAUAGUGGCCAAUUAAUUGCCAAUGUCGACCCGAUGUAGGUGUGCUAGCUGGGACAGGAUCAUGAUGAUAGAAUGUUUAUUAAAAAGAGUUCAUGAUUAACGUAUUCUUCGAAAGAAGAGACUUGACUCAAAACUUCCUCUUUUAAAAUUAUAAAAUAUUUUAUGACAUGGUAAAAUGUUGCAUGUAACUCAGCAAGACAGAAGAUUUUGAAAUAUUACUUCAGAUUCCAUUAUUUCUUAGUCAUAAUGUUUUCAUUAUGUUAAAUAACUGUUAUAUCACCUAUAGCUUAUUUUAAUCAGGGUGUACUGGUGGUCCAGUCCCCUCACAGGCCAUAGCUCACCGUGCAGACGUUGAUCAUGGGUUCUAACUUCAGAUUAGCCCCAUCUUCCUGAGGCAAGGGAGUUAACAGUUUUCACCCUUGCCAAACUAGGCAGGAAUUCCACAGUUACGAGUCUAUGCAUAGGCCAAUCAAAAUCGUGUAAUGAACUAGUCAUCAUGGAUUUCAACGUGCAGAUUUCGUUGACUGCAAGAUGUGCAAAGCAUGUGCACUGCCAACUUGGCAGCGACAAACGAUUUUUGCAAAUCUUUUCAUGUUUUUAAUUAAGGUACUCAACGGGUGGGAACAGGACUUUAUAGUCGGUUAACUCCCUUGCCUCGGGAGGAGGGAUUAUCCCUGAUUAUGAUUCUUGGUUUGGCAGCACCAUACCUGUGUUCGUUGGGAGAACAUUAGUGAUAAAUGUCUAAGGAAUGCAUCAUUUUAGGCGUUUCCCCUACAUUAAGCUGAGACGCCAUGAUAGGACCGAAAUACUGUCGAAAGCUGCAUUAAACCAACCUGAUUAACCAGGUUUCACUGUAUGUACAACAGCUUACCACAAUGUAACUUUGGACACAAUAUUAUAAACGUUAGUGCAAACCAAUAUUGUAUGGUUGUACAAAUCCAAUUUGAUUGAGUGUUUAUUUCACCUGGUGACAUUCAUCUAUGUAUUCAUCGGUGUAAUUUGUAUGUUGCAUGUAUGCUGUGUUAAUCCUAGCCCAUGUUGUCUGUAUAUGUGGAUGAAAUUGCAGUCUCACGAUUAAUAGACACAAAACUUAUUGUCAUUAUAUGUCAAGUGUUUAUUUAAAUAGAAUGACAUAUCUGAUUAUCCCUAUCAAACGUUAUACAAAUAUGUAUAUUUUUAUUUGUGCAUAGCUAUGAAUUAGUAAUUAAAUCAUAUGAAUCUCA
Messenger RNA from Haliotis rufescens (red abalone), 4861 nucleotides. RefSeq lists its product as uncharacterized. Bases 330 to 2042 code for a protein of 570 amino acids. The transcript is spliced from 17 exons. The record is from RefSeq and is a predicted model, not a curated record. NCBI's taxonomy places the organism in Eukaryota, Metazoa, Mollusca, Gastropoda, Lepetellida, Haliotidae.